Molecule: messenger RNA, 2332 nt
Organism: Tribolium madens (black flour beetle)
Lineage: Eukaryota; Metazoa; Arthropoda; Insecta; Coleoptera; Tenebrionidae
Gene: Atg9
Product: autophagy-related protein 9A
Exons: 2
Coding region: 235-2238 (667 amino acids)
Biological process (GO): autophagy of mitochondrion; protein localization to phagophore assembly site
Cellular component (GO): phagophore assembly site; autophagosome
Source: RefSeq, a predicted model, not a curated record
CCAAUCGUCAGAACUGUCAAUUUUCUUCUAUCGCAGAUUUACGUUCAAAAUUCUCUGUGUUCGAGGAUGAUGUGAAAAAAAUUGUGUAGUGUAGCAUACACAAACAGUCCUAAAUUUGCGUUUGUACUAAAUCUUGUUCUUUCCUAAUGAAUUAGUCGCGUGUUUUUCCUCCUGCCAUCGGCUAAAUUCCAAGUGAUUCUCCAAAAUUUUCGAAGAAGAUGAUCGAAAGCUAACAUGCAAAACUACGCCUCCCUCCAAGAGACCCACGAGCCGGACGAGGAAGGCGGCGUUCUUGUGCACGUCGCCGAGCCGUCCCGCGCCCGUUGGAACCACAUUGAAGAUCUCGACUCGUUUUUCUCUCGCAUGUACCAAUACCACCAACGUCACGGCUUGUACUGUAUGCUCCUCCAGGAAGUCCUCGAACUCAUCCAAUUCGUCUUCAUCGUCGUCCUCACCGCUUAUGUUUUCCAUGGAAUUAACUACCCUGUCCUCUUCAAAGACGUUCCUCCACCAACCAACGCCACCAAAGUCACUCUCCACGACGUGGUCCUACCGUUCGGCGAAUGCGUCUCGAAUUUCAGUGCCCUGACUUGGAUCGCACUCAUCAUCGCCAUAAUAGUUUGGAUCCUCAAACUCAUUCGAGGAGUCUACCACUUUUUCCACUUCUGGGACAUCAAGCAGUUCUACAACACGGCUUUGAAAAUCGAAGAUGGGGAAUUGGACAACUUGACUUGGCACGAAGUCCAAACGAAGGUGCGAACAGUCCAGAUCGAGCAACAGAUGUGCAUCCACAAACGGGAACUGUCAGAAUUGGACAUCUACCACCGGAUUUUGCGCCAACAGAAUUACCUCGUCGCUAUGGUUAAUAAAAGAUUGCUUCCGCCAAGGCUCAAAGUGCCAUUUUUGGGCGAAGUUGUGUAUUGGACGUCGGGGUUGAGACUCAAUAUCCAGUUGUUAUUUUUCUGGUCGCCGUGGUCGCCCUUCGAACAUCCGUGGCACCUACGCGAAGAGUACAAAAAACCGAAUUUGAGACACGACUUGGCAAAUCAGUUCGGCAAACACAUCCUCUGGUUGGCUUUAGCGAAUCUCGUUUUUGCCCCAAUUAUAUUCCUGUGGCAGAUUUUGUACGCGUUUUUCAGUUACGCAGCUAUUAUACGCAAAGAACCGAGUUUGUUGGCAGUGAGACGGUGGUCGCUCUAUGGCCGACUCUAUUUGAGACACUUCAACGAGCUCGAGCAUGAGUUACAAGCGAGGUUGACUCGGGCCCAUCGUCCGGCCUCCAAAUACCUGGCAGCUUUUACAUCCCCUCUGGGGACGAUCAUUUCGGAAAAUAUCGGGUUUUAUGCCACCUCAUUCUUGGCUGUUUUAGUCGGACUGUCCAUCAUCGAUGAGGAUGUUUUAACAGUGGAACAUGUCUUGACAAUUAUGACUUUUCUAACAGUCGCUGUGGCCGUUUUGCGGUCCUUAGCCCCGGAUGAAACCACCUCAAGUGACUUAGAAGAUUUACUAACAAAAGUCGUCUUGCACACCCAUUACUUACCCACGGAUUGGGUCGGACAAGCCCAUACGGCCCGCGUGCGCAAAGAAUUCGAACAGUUGUUCCAAUACGGCUUUGUCAGUCUAUUAGAAACGAUUCUUUCACCUUUGCUCACCCCCUAUAUCCUCUGGCGGCAUAUCUACCCCCGUGCCAUCGAAAUCGUCGACUUUUUCCGGAACUUCACAGUGUCCGUGGUCGGGGUGGGCGAUGUGUGCAGUUUCGCCCAAAUGGACGUACGCAAACACGGAAACCCGGAGUGGCACGAGGAGGAGAUCUCCGUGCCGGACCAGUACUCGCAGUGCGAGGACGGCAAAGUCGAACUGAGUUUGGUGCAUUUCAAGUGCACGAAUCCGAGCUGGAAACCCCCGGACAGCGUGCAAGCCUUCGUGAAAAACGUGCAGAAUCAAAGCAGCAUGAUCGCGUCGCUGAGUAAUCAGGAUCCGACCAGAAUGGAUGAGAGUUUAGGGGCGUGGAGGAUCGGGGAACCGUGUUCGGACGGAGCAUUGGGGGCCAGUGUGAUGUUACGAAGGAGUGCCGAGUAUCACACGAGUCGCAUGUGGACGAACGAGGGGAUCUCACCCAUUAGUAUAAGGGAUAUGGCUUUAAACGCGACUUACUUGCAUAGUAUACAUAGUAAUAGGACUGAGAAUAGAGUGCGGAAUACUGCCCAAGAAACAACGCCUUUAUUGUCAAACCGUUGACUAGUCUAAAUUUUUUAUUAUUCUAACUUAAAUCUCGUAAGAAAUGUAAUAUAUUUAAGAAUGUUCACAAUAAAGUUUAUUAUUUGUCUAUUAA